Molecule: messenger RNA, 903 nt
Organism: Cyprinodon tularosa
Lineage: Eukaryota; Metazoa; Chordata; Actinopteri; Cyprinodontiformes; Cyprinodontidae
Exons: 5
Coding region: 17-676 (219 amino acids)
Biological process (GO): cell surface receptor signaling pathway
Molecular function (GO): transmembrane signaling receptor activity
Source: RefSeq, a predicted model, not a curated record
GCAACAUAGAGGAAGCAUGUACUUCACAACACUUUGCACUCUUGCUGCUGUUUUGAGAAUAUUUCCAAACAGAUCUCAGUUCUUUCUAUAUGAUUCGAUUGUGCUCAGCUGUGUGAACGAUGGAAACUCAUCUGACUGGAGAGUAAUGAGAAAAACAACCAACAGCGAAGCCAAAGAGUGUUCCUCCUGGGGGAAGAUAAAUGUGUCGCAAUGCUUAAUCGAUGCCGUUUACAAAUUAGACAGUGGAUUGUACUGGUGUGAAUCCAGAACUGGAGCAUGCAGUGAAGUUAUAAACAUCACUGUGACAGAUGGUCCUGUGAUCCUGGAGAAUCCUGUGCUUCCUGUAGCAGAGGGAGAAGCAGUGAGCCUGCACUGCAUCCAUAAAAAUGGCUCCUCCAACCUCACUCAGUUUUAUAAAGAUGGUCUCCUGAUUGGGAGCAGCACAACUGGAAACAUCACCAUCCAGGAUGUUUCCAAGUCUGAGGAAGGUCUCUAUAAGUGUAACAUUGCUGGAGCUGGAGAAUCGGCAGAGAGCUGGCUGUCAGUCAGAGCUAAAGCGGACGAUGACAUGUCCUAUAUCGAUGUCACCUUCCUACAGGGAGUGCAGCCAAAGGCAAAUGCAGAAAGAACAUCUGAACCACCACUAUACUCAACAAUCAAAUGUGGAACCGGCUGAUAGGAUCCCACCCGCAUUAAUCGCUUAAAAAUGUCUUGUUAUAUAAUGUUUGUAUUUUUCCUGAUAUUUUUUAAAGAAGACAUUCUUCAUAAUGCUUUAUUUUGCAUUUCAUGUAACAAAGUGAGAAAGUCCUUUACAUAUCCAAAAUGAUCUGAAAUAUCAAAACAUUAUAUCCUAUGUAUUUUGGGUUAAAAUAUGACAAAAGUAUACAUACAGAGAGCAUCAUG